Equus caballus (horse) is the source of this 8709-nucleotide messenger RNA. Its product is annotated as zinc finger protein 181. Lineage: Eukaryota; Metazoa; Chordata; Mammalia; Perissodactyla; Equidae. Gene Ontology annotation, cellular component: nucleus. Gene Ontology annotation, biological process: regulation of transcription by RNA polymerase II. Gene Ontology annotation, molecular function: RNA polymerase II cis-regulatory region sequence-specific DNA binding; DNA-binding transcription factor activity, RNA polymerase II-specific. The record is from RefSeq and is a predicted model, not a curated record.
GACACCAACAGUAGAUUGCUCUGGCCUAUGCGCAUGUGUCCAGCGCCCAUUUGCCUGGGCUGGACAAGGACACAAACUAAGAAGCGCGUCUGGGGACAGGCGGGUCAGGCUCUGUCGGUUACGGGAGCGAUUCUUCCCAGGACUGAGGUCUUUGUCCUCAGUGAGCUCCCUCGAGUCUGAUAUUUCUGAGCCUUUCGAGGGCGAGUAGCACUUCAGAGCGGUCGUCAGAGUCACACCGAUGACGUGACCGCAUGAGUUGCCGGGAAGUGUCGCUUGUCCUCAAUUAUUGUUGUGACACCCCAGACACAUGGCAUUUUGGGAAAUAUAGUCCAGGGCAAGUGGGCGCCAAAUGCUGCGGGCACACACGAGCUGGACAGCGUGGAGAGGGUUUCUGAUGAGAGCCCUACCAGGGUAGAGGCCAGUUCCUGUCCGGCAGCAGCAGGGGCCGCCCGUGCGCGGGCAGAAGAACCUCUGUGCGAGCGAACGAAUGACCCGGAAGACCUUUCGCGGCCGCAUCAUCUUCUGGGAAGUGUAGUUUUGUGGUUCGGAAGUCAUUGUCUUCACAACGCCCGUAGAGGGCUGCCGUUGGUUCUGGGAAGCAGAGUUCUCCAGAGACGACUGUUGUCCUCUCGAUACUUUGCAUCUGUGUCCUGCUUGAGCCACUCUGCGACGACGGCCCCAGGCGCUGUGGUUUCUUAGGGAGCCCGGGCCGUUUUUCUCGCGGUGCGCCGAGAACGCGUGCGGCCGCGGAGACUUCUGGGACGUGUGGUUUUUCAGGAGGCUACCGUGCGAGGCCCCGGUAACUUUUGUCCCUGAGGCGGAGUCGCCUUAGAAGUGCUGCUCCGGGCUGGGGCCCUCGCCCUUGGUCCACCCCGCGGUAGCUUCUGGCCAGCCGGCGGAUUCUCCGUCCUGGAACCUGGGAGGCCUCUGGGCAGGGUGCGGGGGCAGCGGCUAUCGUCCGCUAGGCGCGACCCGGCGCGUCGGGUCCUCGGAGGUGCCCGCCUUGGACGCCUCGGGGCACCGGGCGAGGCCCAGCGCGGGCUUCGGGGCCCGGAGGUCCCGCUGCGGAGUCAGGACGCUGCCCUUCUGUAAGACGGGAGCCUGCAAGGAGGCCUGUUGACUAUCGGGAACUGCGAAGUCAUGUUCCAGGUGACGUUUAGUGAUGUGGCCAUAGACUUCUCUCAUGAAGAGUGGGGAUGGCUAGAUUCUGCUCAGAGGGAUUUAUACAAGGAUGUGAUGGUGCAGAAUUAUGAGAACCUGGUCUCUCUAGCAGGUCUUUCUAUACCUAAGCCAUAUGUGAUCACUUUAUUGGAGGAUGGGAAAGAACCUUGGAUGGUGGAGAAAAAACUGUCAGAAGGUGUGUAUUCAGGUUGGGAAUCAAGAUGGGGAAACAAGGAAUUGUCAACAAAGGAGGAUAUUUAUGAUGAAGGUUCACCCAAAACGGUAAUAAUAGAAAAAAUUAUAAAACAAAGUCAUGAAUUUCCAAAUUUUAACAAGGACCAGGAAUAUGUAGAGAAGUUGGAGGGGAAGCUCGAAAAUCAGGUAGAACAUUUCAGACCAGUGACCCUCACCUUUAGAGAGAGUCCCACUGGGGAAAGUGUUUACAAAUACAGUACGUUUGGAAGCAUUUUCCACUUAAAGUCUAUUCUUUCUGAACCACAGAGAAUUUCUGCUGAAGGGAAAUCACAUAAACAUGAUACAUUUAAGAAGAACUUACCAAAAAAGUCACUUAUAAAAAAGGAGAAUAUGAGUGGUGGGAAGAAACUUUUGAAUUCUAAUGAAAAUGUGGCAGCCUUCAGCCAGAGCAAAUCUCUUACCCUUCACCAGGCUUAUGACAGAGAGAAAGUCUAUACAUGUGGUGAAUGUGGGAAGGCCUUUGGCAAACAAUCAACCCUUAAUCGCCAUUGGAGAAUUCAUACAGGAGAGAGACCCUAUGAAUGUCGUGAAUGCGGGAAGACUUUUAGUCAUGGCUCAUCCCUUACUCGACAUCAGAUAAGCCACAGUGGAGAGAAACCUUACAAAUGUAUUGACUGUGGGAAGGCCUUUAGCCAUGUCUCGUCACUUACAAAUCAUCAAAGCACUCACACUGGAGAAAAACCAUAUGAAUGUAUGAACUGUGGAAAGUCUUUUAGUCGUGUUUCACAUCUCAUUGAACAUCUGAGAAUUCAUACUCAAGAAAAACUCUAUGAGUGUCGAAUAUGUGGGAAGGCCUUCAUUCAUAGGUCAUCUCUCAUUCACCAUCAGAAAAUUCAUACUGGAGAGAAACCUUAUGAAUGCAGUGAAUGUGGAAAAGCCUUUUGCUGUAGCUCACACCUUACUCGACAUCAGAGAAUUCACACUAUAGAGAAACAAUUUGAAUGCAACAAAUGUCUGAAAGUCUUUAGCAGCCUCUCAUUUCUUAUUCAGCAUCAGAGUAUUCAUUCUGAAGAAAAACCCUUUGAAUGUCAAAAAUGCAGGAAAUCCUUCAACCAGCCUGAAUCACUGAGUAUGCAUUUGAGAAAUCACACUAGAUUGAAACCUUACGAAUGUAGUAUAUGUGGGAAAGCCUUUAGUCAUAGGUCAUCCCUGCUUCAACAUCAUAGAAUUCAUACUGGAGAGAAACCCUAUGAAUGUAUUAAAUGUGGGAAGACCUUCAGCUGUAGUUCAAACCUUACUGUACAUCAGAGAAUUCAUACUGGAGAAAAGCCAUAUAAAUGUAGUGAAUGUGGGAAAGCUUUUAGCAAAGGCUCAAAUCUUACUGCCCAUCAGAGAAUACAUAGUGGAGAGAAGCCCAGUGGUGCAGUAAGUGUGGAAAAGCCUUUAGGCCGUAUGAAUCACUAUACAAGUGAAAAGUCAUACAAGAGAGAAACUGUUUGAAUGAAGUAUUUGUAAUAUACUUUAGCCAUAGAUCCUCUCUGAUUCAACAUCAGAAAACUUAUACUGGAGAAGUCUUAUGAAUGUAAUGAAUGAAGGUCUUUAGCAAUAGUACAAACCUUAUUGUACAUCACAGUUCACACUGGAGAGAGACCGUAUGAAGGCAGUCAAUGUGCCUUUAGCCAGUAUUAAUCCCUUAAUUGACGUCAGUCAGUCCACAAUGGAGAGAAACCCUAUAUAUGUAACAAAUAUGGGAAAGACAUUAGGCGAUAUGAAUCUCGUAUAAAACAAACAUAGGAGAGAAGCAAUAUGAAUAUAAAAAUUGUAGCAAGUCCUUCGUUUAAAGUGCAUUUCUCAUUCUAUAUCACAGAACUCACACUGGAGAGAAAGCUUCUGUAAGAAAUGUAGCAAAGUGUUCACUAAGUUCUAAUCUUGCUAGACAUCAGAAGAUUAAUGCUAGAACACUCUGAAGGAUGUAGGAGAUGUAGGAAUUAAGUGUAAAUCUUUCUUUGCAAUGAUGCUAUUUGUAAACAAUUUUGCAGGAGAGCAAACAAGCAUAAGUGAAUAUGCAUUUCUUAUAGCAGUAGCAUGCAAUUUUACUCGAGUCCUACAUAGAAGUUAGCUAAUGGGCAUGUGAAGAUACUGAGUUGCCCACUGGAUCCAGUAAAUGUUAUAAGGUUGAAAAUUAAAACUGCAAAAGAAGUAAAAAGUGAUGUGGAUAAAAUUUUUGGUCUCUAAUAAAAUCGUUUUGUGUAUAGUAAACUCUUUCACUGUGACACUGGUAAUUCUUGCAGAAUUUUCCACUACUUUCCUCUUGAAGAAUUAAGAUCAGCCUUUCUAUAGUCUUCAGUGGGAGACUAGCAAGCCUAGAGAAAAGUGGCCUGAUCUCUGCUAGGAGUGUCAUUAUUUUGGUGAGGAUAAUUCACAGUCCAUUUCUAGGUGGCUUAAUUCACACAUUUUAAUUUUUACAAGUGCUGUGAGAACAUAACCAAGAAACAUACUAUGAGAGAUCAGAACAGGCUUAACUGUGGAUGUGCUUUUUAAUCUAAAUUCUAAAAGAAGAGUACUAAUUAUGUUGCUGUGUGGGCAUAUGCACUCUGGGGGUCAUUCUGUGCAAAGCAGACAAGCAAGUUCUGUCAUCUUUGCUGCAGCUAAACUCCAUGAUCUAAUGUCUAGUUUUAAGUUUUGUGGCUUUGAGGAGUACUGCUGGCAGCAGCACUGGUAACAGCAGUAGUCAUUUCUCCAACCCUGGAUCAUAAUGGGGAUUUACUUUGAAAUUAAUAGUCCAGAGCCAUCCCCAUUACUUUUCCAGCCUGCCCACCAAUUUUGAAAGCAUUAAUUGCCUGCAAUAUGUGUCUUCUUGAAAUACUUGAGAGUUUUGUUUUCUGCACUGUACUUUGACAGACGAUUAUGGUUUGUAAGGAGGAUGGCUUCAGAUAUUCUAAAUUUUAGAUAAUAAAUGGAAUAGUCUUUUCUGUCUCCAUGGUUUCCUAUCUUGUGAUGAUAAAGGUAAUACAGAUCAAUGAUUAGGAUUGUGUAAAUACUAUUUAAUGUAAAGGGCAGUUAUGGACAUUAGUCCCUCCUUAUCUGCAGGGGAUACGUUCCAAGACCCCCAGUGGAUACCUGGAACCAAACUCCAUAUAUACUAUGUUUUUUCUUAUACAUACAUACCUAUGAUAAAUUAGGCACAGUAAGAGACUAACAACAAUAAGAAUAAAAUAGAACAAUUAUAACAAUAUACUGUAAUAAAAGUUAGGUGAAUGUGAUCUGUCUCAAAAUGCUGCACUGUAUUUCAGACCAUGGAUGACUGUGGGUAACUGAAACAGCAGGAAGUGAAACUGCGGCUAAGGGGGGCUACUGUAGCUCAUGUUUCAGAUUAUGUUCUCUAUGAUAUUUGAUAGUAAUAAGUAAAAUUAUUUUAAAAAGGAAUGUCACUGAUACGAUAAUUCUAGUGUGAAAUGAGUGAUAGUGUUUCCAACUUUAGACAAGUUAUUCUCUGAGCCUAGUACUUGUGCUGCCUUAAGUGAAAGCCAAGAGGUGAAGGCACGUUCCAUAGCAAUUCUCAAUAGAGUUAGUGGGUUUGGAAUGGGAUGGUGAAGUUUUAAUAUUAAGCAAGGACUUAAUCUUUCCUUUGAUUUAUUUUUAGUCAUGAGAUUUAUUUUGAUAUUCUAUGAAAUGUUGAAGGAUCUUUGAGAGAUUGAUAAUUAAGGAAGCAUGGCAUGGUAUCAAACAAGGAUUAAGAACAGUUGUAAUUAUGGAUAGACUGGCUGCUAUGUAUAUAUAGUUGUGGGAUAAUGGCAGUAUCUUUCUGUUUCUCACAUUCUCUGUCCUUCAGCUCUCCCAAGCACUGGUACCUCAAAGGUGAAGUAGUCCUUUAAUCCCCCAGAUUUUAUUUGCUUUCAGUACACAUAGUUUUAUGCCAUCUUAUUUUGUUAUGAGAGGAUUCAUCCAAAUACCCAUGCUUAGUCAUUUAAAAAGCAUGAGCAUACACAUGAUAAUGUUUUACAGUUGAUUUGAAGUACUUCCCAGUGAUGCUGAACUAGGGAAAGAAAGCUAGAGGGUAGAAAUCCAACUUGCAUGUAUACUGGCUUUGUAUGACCUUGGACAAAUUACUUCACUUAUGCCUCAGUUUCUCCAUCUGUAAAAUGGUGGUGAUAACAUGCCACACAGUUGUUACGAAGAUUGAGUUAAUUGCGAUAAAAUGCUUAUGAUGCCUGGUACCUCAAAAGCGUUCAGUGAGUACUAGCUAUCAUCAUCAUCAUUAUCUUCACAUGGCUGGUUCAUCAUUCUGGUCUCAAAUGUCACAUUUUCUGCUGGGUCUUCCUAGUCACUUGCCACUCUUAUCUACUUACUGUUUCACUUUUUGGGGGGUUCUUAUAUGAUGCUUCCAUUUUCUUCCAACAGAUUCUCACUUGGUAUUUGAACCAUUUUGAGGGGGAAUAUAUUUAUUACCCAAAACAUUGUGAGGUGACACAAAGAGCACCAGAUAGGAGAAGAUGAGACACAAAUACAGCAGGGCUGCAGGAAGUUGGGAGGGUGCUCUACAGAUGUGUUUUGGAGAAAGGGCAGAACGAAGGAGGAGGUCUCCAUAUGGAGGAGAGGUGAAGCUUUACCCAGUGAGACAAGAAGCCUAAAGGACUUUGGCAUCACCUCUCAGUACAAGGUCUUGUGGGCUGAGUGCAACUGCCCUGACUGUUCCUGAAUAGAGGUUACAACCAUGUCAUUGAAAACCUUCAAUGAUGCCUGGAAUCACUAGCCUUGGGCUAGUCAGAUGUGAUUAGAGCCCAUUGUGCAGUCGUUGGUAAAGAUCCUGAAAGAACCAAGGCACUGAGUACUUCUUGGGAGGUUAGGUCUGUGCAGAGUACCAAGGGGGAGUCAGACACUGCCUUUAAACAGGAUGCAAUUGUGUUAGGAAAAAAAAAAAAACCUCUGAAGAAGCCAUUAAUAAAAAACAAUGACAAGUCUCUGUGGCUUGAGAGGCACAGAAAGUAAGAGCUCUGGCAUUACAGAUGAAUAGGGGAAAAAUUGUAGUAAUAACACAAGUAAUUGUUGUAAUUGUUAACAGCAGUAGCAGCUGAGCCUCAUGGCUGUAUACCUGGACUGUAUACUGUAUAGCUGGACUGUAUGCUGAGGGCUUUAUGUUGCGGCAUUCAAGCAGUAGUUCCUAGCUCUGGACCCAGAUUCCCGUGUUUGAAUCAGCCUAUUGACACUGACACUUACCUUCUAUAUAAUUUUGGGGAAGUUACUUCAUGUCUCAAGCCUUGAUUUCUGCAUCAAAACAAAAAUAAUUCCCACUUUACCAGGUGGUUGUGAGAAUUAAAGAGAAAAUAUUCGUAAGCAACAAUGGAGUGCUUGGCACAUGUAAGUUGCUUGGUGUGUUUUUCUUUUAUUCAUCCUCCCGCAGACUAUAAUGUAAGUGCCAUAAUCAUCUUUAUGGCAUCGUCAGUGACCUGAGACUCAGGCGGCUCUAGCAAGUCUUCCAGAGUCACACAUUUCAGGAACAUAGGUUGGAUUUGAACAUCCAGUAAAAGACCAUACAUACAAAUUGCCUUCCUGGCAAUAUUCUGUCUCAGAAGAUCAAGGUUUUUCUUGGCAAUCACACAGGUCCUCUCAUGCCUCCUUGAACAAAAAAUAUUCUCUUUGGCUGUGCUAUUACUUCAGCCUAGAAUGUCCCCCAUAUUCUCUUUAUUACCAAACUCACCUGCUGGAGAGGCUGCUGCCCACCUUGCAAAGUUCACUUUAGGUGGCACCCCUAAUCUUCAGGGAAUAAUGGAGGAAAUGAGGGAUAAAAAAGUAAUAAGACAUAAUAGAAAACAAAGAGCAAAAUGGCUGAAGUAAGUGCCUCCUUUCCAGUAAUUACUUUACAUGUAAAUGGAUUAAACUCUCCAAUCAAAAGAUAGAGAUUGGCAGAAUGGAUUAAAAAAAACCGUGAUCCAACUAUAUGAUGUCUACAAGUGACUCACUUUAUGUCCAAAGACACAAAUAGGUUGAAAGUGGAAGAGUGGAGAAAGCUAUUUCAUGCAAAUAGUAACCAAAAGAGAGCUGAGCUGUCUCUGCUAAUAUCAGACAAAAUAGACUUUAAAUCCAAAAAGAUUACAAGUGACAAAUAAGGUCAUUAUAUAUUAAUAAAAUGUUUAACACAGCAAGAAGAUAUAACAAUAAAUAUUUACACGUAAUAACACCCAUCAAAAUAUAUGAAGCAAAAAUUGACAGAAUUGAAGGAGGAAAUAGACAGUUCUACGUUAGUAGUGAGAAACUUCAGUACCCCACCUUUAAUAAUGGAUAGAUCAACCACACAGAAGAUAAGUAAAGAAAUAGAGAACUUGAACAGCUUAAUAAACCAAGUAUAUCUAACGGACAAUUAACACUCCACCCCAAAACCGCAGAAUACACAUUCUUCUCAAGUGCACAUGGAACAUUCUCUAGGGUAGCUUUUAUAUUAGACCACAAAACAAGUAUCAAUAGAUUUAAAAAGAUGGAUAUCAUACUAGGUAACUUGAACAUAACAGGAUCAAGUUAGAAAUUAAGGAAAACUGGAAAAUUCACAAAUGUGCAGAAAUUAAACUAUGCACUCUCAAACAACUGCUGUGGUCUGAAUGUGUCCUCCCAAAAUUCAUAUGUUGAAAUCCUACUGCCCAAUGUGAUGGUAUUAGGAGGUAGGGCCUUUGGGAGAUGCUUAGGUCAUGAGGAUGGAGCCCUCAGGAAUGGGAUUAGUACUCUUAUAAAGAGUUCCCAUAGGUCUCUAUAUAGCUCCUUCUGCCAUGUGAGGAUAUGCUAAGUCUGCAAUCUGGAAGAGAGCUCGGCAACACUGGCGCCCUGAUCUCCGAAUUCCAGCCACAAGAACUGUGAAAAAUAAAUUUCUGUUGCUUAUAAGCUACUCAGUCUCUGGUAUUUUGUUAUAGCACCUUGAAUGGACUAAGAAAACAACCAAUGGGUCAAAGAAGAAAUCAGAAAUAAGUCAGAAAAUAUUUAAAGACUAGCGAAAAUGAAAACACACAUACCAAAAUUUAUGGUAUACAGCAAAGGCAGUGCUAGGAGAGAAAUUUAUGGCAGUAAUUGCCUACAUAAAAAAAAAAAAUCUGAAAUCAAUAACCUAACAUAACACCUUUAGGAACUACAAAAAAGACAAACUAAACCAAAAGAAGAAAGGAAAUAAAAAGUAGAGUGGAGAUAAGCCAAAUAGAAAAACAACAGAGAAAAUCAAUGAAAUCAAAAGUUGACUCUUUGAAAAGAUCAACAAAAUUAACAAAGCUUUACCUAAACUGACAGAGAAAAAGAGAAGACCCAAAGAACUAAUAUGAAAAUGGAGAUACUACUACUGACCUUACAGAGAUUAAAAAAAAAAAAGAAUUAUGA